AGCACCACCUCUUCGACAACGUUCAUGUCGUCGGCAGAACCGAGCAAAGUUUCUUUCACCAUUCGCCGUCCGACGCCUGUCUCUCGGGCUUCCUCUGGUGGAGACUCUGGCUCUGAAGCAAGCUUCAAGGUACCCGCACUGCCCCGACAUCUUGCCGGUGGCAGCGGAAGUGCGCCCGGCAGCCCCCUCGCAAGGAGCGCAACUUCCUCUCCGAAGCCUAACUCAAGGACACACACAGAACGCGAAAGCUCGGACGAAGACGAGGAGACUGAGGAUGAGCUCGUGACGGGCUUUGAUCAGUUUGGGGUGCAGCGCUUACAUGAAAAGAAGAAGGAACCGCAGGGCCCGUUAGUUAUUCCAGCCUUGAAGAACAAAGACUGGCGGGAGCUUGCACGAAAGAGGAAGCAGCUGUAUGUGCCUCCCAGCGCUGCGGCGCAAACCGGCGCAGAUGGCAGCGUUGGUGGUUUGGGGACUCGAGACAUGAUCAAUUCGGGUCCCCACCUGGUUGGCUUGCAGGUGCACAAGCGCAUGAAAGUGGAGGAAGACAUGACGAUUGAUUCGACAGAGGUCAAAAUGGAGGAAUCAACGACCGUGGAGACCGCAAUGGAGGUGGUCAAAAAGGACGAAGAAACCGACGACGAGAAAGCCCUCCGAGUUAUUCUCGCCAACGCUAACUCAGAUAACCCGAAUCUAGAAGGUCCGCACAUUGAGGUGAUUCCAGCAGCAGUCAGCGAGGAUGAUGCCUACAAGCAGGAUGUCGCCGAGCUUCCCGACCCUGCGACACUCGAAGAUUACGAGCGUGUGCCCGUAUCGCAGUUUGGCGCAGCCCUUCUGCGAGGAAUGGGGUGGAAGGAAGGAACGGCGGCGAGCCGGAAGCAGAAAGGCCCUAUCGAGCCAUACCUCCCUCAAGCCCGUCCCGCGCUCCUUGGCAUCGGUGCAAAGGAAAAGGAAGUCUUCGAUGACGGUAGCUUGCUCGUCAAGGGCAAGAAGGGCGGGAAGGGCAGACCGGAGCGCCGUUAUGUGCCGGUCAUCAAAAAGGAAAAGGAGCGGCGGCCAGGAGAUGGCGAGGAGGAUAGGCCAAGGGAGCGGAGCAGGGAACGCUCGAGUACGAAGGAUAUUUCAUCCAGGAGGCGGUCACCCUCACCCGAACGCGGGAGCUCGAGGCGACAUUCAAGGUCGCCGUCGCCGGAGCGAUGGCGGGAUCCCGAGCGCAGCCGGCGGGACGCAGACUACGAGAGGGACAAGAACAAAGUUCCUGAUACGGACAGAGAAAGAGACAGACGGAAGGGAGAUCGUCCUGAUUACGAGUCUUCGCGCAGAGAUAGAGACCGCAACCAUGAUAGCGAUAAAGAGAGGCGCGGGGACCGCUCGGUAGAUAGGUAUGCAUCCGAAGAUCGGCGCAGAGACAGGGACCGCAGAGAUCGCUACUGA
Molecule: messenger RNA, 1431 nt
Organism: Laetiporus sulphureus 93-53
Lineage: Eukaryota; Fungi; Basidiomycota; Agaricomycetes; Polyporales; Laetiporaceae
Exons: 2
Coding region: 25-1431 (468 amino acids)
Biological process (GO): mRNA splicing, via spliceosome
Cellular component (GO): spliceosomal complex
Molecular function (GO): nucleic acid binding
Source: RefSeq, a predicted model, not a curated record